Messenger RNA from Saxophila tyrrhenica, 1605 nucleotides. RefSeq lists its product as uncharacterized. The record is from RefSeq and is a predicted model, not a curated record. Bases 1 to 1605 code for a protein of 534 amino acids. NCBI's taxonomy places the organism in Eukaryota, Fungi, Ascomycota, Dothideomycetes, Mycosphaerellales, Extremaceae. The transcript has 2 exons.
AUGGCAAGGGAUCUUUCACCAGCCCCUCAAGGCUUGAUUGAGACCGAGACACUCUUGUCCAUAGUCCACCUUGGACGAGCUGCGGGUUCUCCAGGUCUCAUUGAUCCAUACACCGCCCCCAGGGAACCCCCAGGAACUACUGCUUCGCUCCGCAAAGUUCGCGUCAUCGAGCAUUGCAUUACAGUCGGUCUGGACGCACGCUGGCCUGCUCGCGAUGUGGCCUUCAACAAUGUCGGUGAAUGGACGGAGACGCAAGUGAAUGGGCAACCGACCGUCUUCUUCAACCCGCAUCAAGGCUUCGUCCAUCAUCGAUUUGCACCACGUCGAGCAACAACUCCACGCAUCUUCACCAUGGACGAUCGCGCCGGUUCACCUGCUGCGUCCGCAGUCUUUCGUCCGCACGGCAGCGAGGCUGACCUCUUCGACCACCCGCACUACACACACCAUCCGCUUCGCCACGCAUCCGCAUCGACAUCCUUCAGCAGUGACGCCAGCGUCGAUCCUCGUAACAUCUUCCACCACGAUCAAUACCUCUCCAGCAUCCAGAUGGGCGCUGAACCUCAUCAAACAACGGCAGUGUCGAAUGUACCGGCGUACUAUCCGUUCCGGUCAUCAGAGCUGUCAACCUCCACGCUCACCAUCCCUCCCGGCCCAAUCAAGAUUGACACGAGUCCACCUCUUUCAACACCAACAGUUCUUCCAAUCGAAGUCGAUGUCACCAAGUACGAGCCGCUGGAGUACGAAGAGUGGCUGAGGACACCGACAGAGUACACCGGCUCGCCACCAGACACUGCAACCUCCCCCACGGAUGAGACUCCAGGCACGCCACCAGAUUUCGCCAUCGCCCCAGACUGGCGUCGGGGAUCAGCGUGCAGCACGACCGACGAGCAUGUUCUCCACGCUUUCACUCCGAAUCCUUUCCAAGCGGCGUUGGAGAAGAACAUCCGCGGUCGCCGCCUGUCGUAUCCCGACCACUACCAGUUCUUCCCACAGCCUCUGGACUCUUACAGCCUGUCUGCUGGUCCCAUCCCAACAACAAACUGGAGCAUGCCACCAGCGUACACGGAGAACCACAUCAACUUCAACCGUCUUACGGAGCUGUCGGCCAGCGCAUCACCGCAAGACAUCGAGCGCCCUCUGACCAGUCUUUCCGUGAGCUCAGCAUCCACCAGGCCUGCCGCUGAAGAAGACGACGACCACGACCAAGAUGGUCCGUCCGCACAACCACCCACCCAACAGUCAAGCGACUACAACGAGCGCAACGACCUCCUCCUCGACCUCCGCAACAAAGGCCACUCGUACAAGGAGAUCAAGCGCCUCGGCCGCUUCCGCGAAGCAGAGUCCACCCUCCGUGGCCGUUUCCGCAUGCUGACGAAGGAGAAGUGGGAGCGGGUGCGGAAGCCGCAGUGGAAGGGCGCGGAUAUUGCUUUGCUUCGGAGGGCUGUCAAACACUUCCGGCAAGAUGGUGUUGAGUCUUCGAGGAACCGCAGGGCGGCAAAGAAGAUGCCGUGGAAGAAGAUUGGAGAGUGGAUGCAGGAGCAUGGGAGCAGUUAUACUUUUGCGCCGGCGACGUGUGCGAAGAAGUGGGAUGAGAUUGCUGCUUGA